UGCGGUGCACUUUAUGUUUCAGCAUAGAUACCCUGCAUCUACUAGCUAACUGUCGGCGACCGAAGAGUUAAAGGGAGGAGACGAAGCGUGUCACGCCUCAUUGGGCAGAUUAUGUGCAGCAAACAAAAAGUGUGUAUGUGGGUGCCACUCAGUCAGUGUAUCGGCCCCAUCUGCACGCCUCUCUGCGCUCGCGAGUCAUAAGACGGUCGGCAACACUGUCACUUUCAACAGACGGGGAAAUGUACUGACUGCACGGACUUCAUCGGAGACGCUGAACACAUACUUGAAGAUAUAUUGACGGCAAUUGUGAAAUUUUGUGGAUUAUUUGAUCCUAGUACCAUGCAAAUGAUGGAGGAAUCCAGCUCUCAGAGACUGGGCUGGGAUGGCGACGCGAAAGCGAUGCAGCAGUGUUUAACGGAUAUAUUUACCAGCGUGUACACCACUUGUGACAUUCCGGAAAAUGCCAUUUUUGGCCCAUGUGUUCUGAGUCACACUUCACUGUAUGACAGCAUCGCCUUUAUCGCUCUCAAGUCCACAGAUAAACGAACGGCGCCUUACAUAUUCAGGGUGGACACCUCAGCUGCCAACAGCUCCUCAGAAGGCCUGAUGUGGCUGAGGCUGGUUCAGUCGGCGAGAGACAGAGACGAACAGAACCUAGAGGCCUAUGUGAAGAACGGCCAGCUUUUCUACAGGUCACUGAGGAGAAUAGAGAAAGACGAAGAGCUGCUGGUGUGGUAUGGCAAGGAUCUCAUUGAGCUGCUGCUGCUGAGCUCAGGCAGAAAUCAAGCCAAAAGUAAAGGAACGUCGCCCUAUUUGUGCCCAGACUGUAGCCAGCGUUUCCAGUUCGAAUUUCCCUUUUUGGCUCAUCUAAGAUUCCGCUGCACUAAGAGACUACAAAGCACGGCCAGCCCAGAGGAGGAGGCCACGGAUGCCAGUGACCAGGCUAGUCUACCUCCUGCCAGGUCCAGUCCCAAACUGGGCCGAUCUGAUGGCUUCUCCAAUCCCCAGGAAGGAAAGCCAUCCACAGACUUCCAUAAUCUAGCCAGGGAUUUGGAGAAAAACAGAACCAGUCCGCCGAGCGACAAAGAGGCCGAGAUCCUGAGCGAGAACUCUGGAAAGCGCAAGUUCUCUGACAUGGAGGACAGCAGGAACAGUGGAUUAUCUCGGCCUCCCAAGUCCAAAGAGGAGUUGGCCAACUCGGCGCAGCAGUACCGUGGAGCGUACGGUCUGGACGAGAGCAGGCGUGCUUUCUCGCCCUCUGUUUCAGAAUCGACGGAAACCAAGAGGAGCGCCUUCACCGAGGUCAAGAAGUCACCUCAGAGCUUGAAGCACAGCGGUAAAAACUCCAGCUCCAACUCGGAGAACAAGGAGGCUGGCCGGCCCAGCAACAACCCGGCUGAAAAGCACCUCAACAUCAGACAGGUUCUCAGCGAGACUCAGCCCCCGCAGUCCCGAAUGGAGACCUCGUCAAUUGGCAGCGCUUUCACUUCGGUGCUCCAGCAGGGUGGUGGAGGCUCGGAGAGAAAGAGUGCCUUUAGCCAGCCGUCUCGCACCUUCUCGCAGCUAUCACCUCUUGUCAUGGCACCCAAGCUUCUGCCGGCAGUUGACUGCCAUCCUGCGGUGGGCAACACCGUCUCAUCCCAUAGACUCUACCAGGCGGACCACCUCGCAGCGAAGCUCCAAGGCUCAGAACUAGGCAGCAACUGCCCCGUGCCGGGUGGCAUUGCGAAACAGAACCCUUUCCUAUACGCCACAGCCUUCUGGCCCAAGACCUCAGGCCCCAUCCAGCUGCAAAUGCCCUCUGCUCUCACGCUCCUGCCCCCCUCGUUUACUUCCCUGUGUCUGCCUGCCCAGAACUGGUGUGCCAAAUGCAAUGCCUCCUUCCGCAUGACCUCUGACCUGGUCUACCACAUGCGCUCGCAUCACAAAAAGGAGUUUGCCAUGGAACCUCUUAUUAAAAGAAGGAGAGAAGAAAAGUUAAAGUGUCCAAUCUGUAACGAGUCUUUCAGGGAGCGGCACCACCUUUCCCGGCACAUGACCUCUCACAACUGAAUUUUGGGGGAUUUAUUUGCUUUUCUGUCUUUCCUUCCUCCUUUCUUUUUUCUUGCAUUUUUUUUAAUCAGAAGGGAGUAAGGUUAAUCUGGAGGAGUAAUGCCAACACGUUUGCUGUCAUUUUCAAAAGACAUUACUGUUUAAAUGGUUUGAUUUCUUCAAAUGUCAUGUUUUGUGUAUGAAGAUGCAUUUUGACUUAAAAACCUAAAAUCUAUUUAUUAUAUGAAGCACUUAUUAUUUGAAAAAAGGGGACAAAAAUAAUGUAGGUGUACCUUGAAUUUUGUAUAUAUUAAUGUAUAAUGUAUAGAAAUCAAUUCAGAUGCAGAUCAUUUCAUUGAGUGUUAUUCAAUGACAUGUUAUGUCUAUAUGCAUAAGGAUAUCGAACAUUGGGAACAUGAUGUUGAAGUGUAUUUAAGAGUGCAUGUAAAUUAUAGUUAUUGGUAUAAGAUGCAGUCUAUUCGAAAUAAUGUAAAUACUUGUUUUGUUUGAAUACAAAGUGUAAUAUUUUGUGUCUGUGAGAAAUAGAUUCAGUGUUUGUUCCUUUUGCUGAAAUUUACUAUUUGAUAGUUUAUCUAAUCAUGUUGAAUGCUUUGAC
Molecule: messenger RNA, 2647 nt
Organism: Sinocyclocheilus grahami
Lineage: Eukaryota; Metazoa; Chordata; Actinopteri; Cypriniformes; Cyprinidae
Gene: prdm8b
Product: PR domain containing 8b
Exons: 4
Coding region: 340-2052 (570 amino acids)
Biological process (GO): regulation of DNA-templated transcription; oligodendrocyte development
Cellular component (GO): nucleus
Molecular function (GO): protein binding
Source: RefSeq, a predicted model, not a curated record